AUGGUGAGAGUCGAAGACAGCAGUUCGGAUGGACGACGAGGUUCACCAAGCGAAGUAUUCUCGCAGGAGAUCAACGAUGCGCACCGUAAACGAAGCAAUCAGUCAGGAUUGAAUCGAACAGUCGCUAUAAUAUGUGCUAUAUUAGCCACCGUAUUUCUUCUAUCCACCAUAGCAUUAGCAAUCCUUGUUGGCAUGAAAUAUUCCGAGGAUAACGUACAUCUGGAGGAUACGUUGAACAAACCACAACAAGACGAGCAACUUCAUAUUAAAUGGCCACAACCUUCUGGUAGUUUGUACGCCCACUUCAGAAAGGCUGCUGUAGCGUCAGAUCAUGGACUGUGUUCGGAAAUAGGACGGGAUAUAUUGAUUGAUGGAGGAAAUGCUGUCGAAUCGAUGAUCGCCGCGCUACUUUGUAUAGGUGUUGUAAACCCACAAUCUAGUGGAAUAGGCGGAGGAUUCAUUAUGACGCUCUACAACAGUUCUACCGGACGAUGUCAAACAAUUAAUGCUCGUGAAUCUGCGCCAUUGGCUGCAACGGAAGACAUGUUUGUAAAUGAUACUUCACAGUCAGUCUACGGUUAUCGUUCCAUUGCGACGCCCUCGGAACUCCAUGGCUUUUGGACUGUAUUCAGGAGAUUCGGCUCCGGAAAGGUAAGCUGGUCCCGUCUAUUCGAUCCGUCGAUCAAUCUUGCUAUACACGGAUUCCCUGUGUCCAGCAAUCUAGCAUUAGUACUCAGUGAUAAGGAGAGCCUCAUUCAGGCAGAGCCAACUAUGAAAGAAAUAUUCGUGGACAAAUCAACUGGACGUGUUUAUGAAGAAGGUGACAUCAUAAAGAGAGAACGAUAUGGUUUCACACUGCAACUUAUUGCAAAUGCUACUGAUCCUGUGGAUCUCUUUUAUAAAGGAGGAAUGGCACAGACUAUUGCCGGAGAAAUCACUGAGAAUGGUGGCCAUAUCAACCAGAAGGAUCUAGCAAGCUAUGAGACGUUAAUCGAUGAGAUUCCUCUAAUAGCCACAGGGCUUCCCGGAGAUCUAGAGAUGUGCGGACCACCUCCACCGUCAUCCUUCGUGGUCACACAAAGCAUUAUCGCUGUGAUGGCAGAAUUCUACCGAAGCGGUAAAGUGGACCUUGACGAUCCUAUGGUUUAUCACCGCCUUAUAGAAGCUGAAAAAUUCGCCUAUGCACAAAGAACGAAGCUCGGAGACGUUAGAUUUGUCGAAAGUGCUAAAGCGCUUGUUGCCAACAUGAGCACACCCAAGUAUACGAAAUGGAUUGCGUCAAUGAUCAAGGACACCGCACAACCUCAAGAGUACUACUUGGGUGGCGACACGUCUCAGCCAACGCUUGAUCUAGAUGAGGUCCCCGAUCACGGAACAUCUCACGUGACAGUGAUUGACCAUGACGGAAACGCUGUUUCAUGUACUUCGACUAUUAAUCAGCUUCUUGGCGCAAUGAGAGCUUCACAAACACUUGGCAUUAUCUGGAACGAUGAAAUGGAUGAUUUCUCCACUCCGGGUGCUUCUAACGCAUUCGGUUUUGCUCCGUCUCCAACGAAUUUCAUAGCUCCCGGGAAACGGCCAAUGAGCAGUAUGAGUCCGAUGGUCAUCUAUAAUAAAAACGAAAAUAAUGUUGUGAUGGUUGUUGGUGCAUCUGGUGGAUCGUACAUCAUUUCUGCUACUGCACAGACUGUCAUUAGAACCAUGUUGUUCAAUCAAACAGUGAAGGAGGCUAUUGAUGCUCCUCGAUUGCACAAUCAGUUCUUGCCUCAUGUUACAGAAUAUGAAAAACCUGUUCCAGAGGAGAUGAUUGCUGUGCUAACUAACAAGUAUAAACAGAACAUGACAAUGGUUGAUAAGCAGAAGUCGGUAGUGCAAGGGCUAGAAGUGCAUCCCGACGGUUUUAUCCAUGGAAAUAGCGACUUCCGACGAAAAACUGCUACUUAUCCAGCAGGAUACUGA
Messenger RNA from Necator americanus (New World hookworm), 1959 nucleotides. RefSeq lists its product as uncharacterized. Gene Ontology annotation, biological process: glutathione catabolic process. Gene Ontology annotation, cellular component: plasma membrane. The coding region runs from base 1 to 1959 and encodes 652 amino acids. The transcript has 18 exons. Gene Ontology annotation, molecular function: glutathione gamma-glutamate hydrolase. NCBI's taxonomy places the organism in Eukaryota, Metazoa, Nematoda, Chromadorea, Rhabditida, Ancylostomatidae. The record is from RefSeq and is a predicted model, not a curated record.